ACAUUUUUGUUAUGACAUUUCUCAUCCUUGCACGUGCACUGCUACUAAAAAAAGAAAUAAAUAAAAACUGAAAAACUUUUCGAUGCAGUCUCAAAGAUUUUUUAUUGGAAAUUUACCAGCCGGUACAAGUGAAAAUGAAGUUAAAAAUGCAUUUAAAGAUUUUGGCGAUGUAACAAGUGUUGAACUUAAGGCAAAAGAAAGUUUAGUUGAUCCUGGCAAUGUAAAACUUUUAGCUUUUAUUACGUUAAAUCUUUACGAUGGCGAUGUUGAUUUUUGUAUAAGAAAAGUUAACUCGAAAAAAAUAAAUGGUGAAAAUGUACGAGUUUCUGUGGCAAAAGAAAGUUUCUUGGAACGUCUCAAACGAGAACGAGAAGAAAAUACAAAAACCAAAUCCAAAACUACCAACAAUAACUUUGAACUUAAACAGCCAUUCGCUCAGAGCCAAAAUAACUCGAAAAAGGUAUUCAACAUCGACGAUGUCGCCGAGGCUGAUGAUACAAAUGAUAAUCCAUUCGAUGAUGGUGAACCCACAUUGAUUACAAAGAAAAGAGCUGCUAAUUCUAUGCGAAAUGGAAAGAUUGUCAUCGAAAGUACCAACUGUAGCCCUAUCACUGUAAUAGGGAAGAAAAAAGAGACAAAGAUUCUUAGCGAGAAGUCAUUCGACUCCGACAAAAAACGUAAAGAAUCGGUCAACAAGAAGAAGAACCAGUAUCAACUACAAAAGUCAUUGAUUCAAAAAUCUCUAGCAUCUGUGGACAAUUCUAAAAAUAAACAAAUCUUCUUCGACAACGAUGAUGAAGAAAAAGACGAAGAGAAACCUUCAAAUGGAAAAAAACUAUUUGAAGAUGACUCAGACCAAGAGGAUGAUUCCAAUGCUAAUGCCUUCGCCGUGAAGCCUGAAUACGAGGGAUCUCGUGGGGCUGCUCUUAUGAAACUGCAAUCAAAAAUGAGUUUGGAUCCUCGUUUUAAAAUUGACAGCAAGUUUGUUGACAAAAUCGACGAUGAAGAUGAACCUCCCGUUGUAAAUGAAAAUAGUGAAAGAGAUUGGCAAUAUGGGAUCUUGGAGCAAGUUGUGGGUAGCAAAGUAUCCAAUACUUCCCAAGCCAAAGGUCAUGGAAAGACCAAAUUGAAUAUGUUGCGUUAUGAUCCAUCCAAAGAAAAUCAAGAACAUUUCUUGGUCCAACCUAAAACUGCUGAGCCAAUGGAUGAAGAUGAUGAAAAUAUUAUUCCCCAGCCUGAAGAGAAGAAAGUAUCAAAAGAAGUUUUCUACAUGGUCAGUGAUAAUCUAACGAACUCUUUGAAAACAAGAGGAGAUGGGUUCAGUUUACUCAGUAUGUUUGGACGAGGCUCAGAUGAGAAUGAACUAAAUGAAGAACGAUCAUCAAAAGAAAAAAUUCUGAUAAGUAAAACCGACAAAACUGGUGCAUUGAAUCCUUUUUCAUAUGAUUCAUCCUCUGAAUCGGAAAAUGAACAAGAAGGCAAAACACAGCAUGAAAGUGAGGAGGGACAAAAGAAGAAAAGCAAAGAAACGAAAGAUGACAAUAAAGCGAAAUUGUAUGUUGAAUCGUUUUUCAUUCCAAGGAACGAUGUUAGAUUAAAAGAAGGCAAAUCAUUUUUCCGAACGAAUAAGCAGUCAGAGAAGAUUGAAAACUAUGACGAAGUUAAAGAUAAACUUAAAAAUAUAAUUAACAGAAAGAUAACCAGAUCGAAGAAACAACUUAAAGGCAUAGGAAAACAGAAGUCGAUACGUGGAAGAUAGGAAUAAUAAAUUGUUAAUACAUUUUUUAUAUUUUAUUUUAAAAAAAAUUAAAAGUACCGUAAUAAUUGAAAAG
Molecule: messenger RNA, 1832 nt
Organism: Episyrphus balteatus (marmalade hoverfly)
Lineage: Eukaryota; Metazoa; Arthropoda; Insecta; Diptera; Syrphidae
Product: probable RNA-binding protein CG14230
Exons: 4
Coding region: 83-1759 (558 amino acids)
Molecular function (GO): RNA binding
Source: RefSeq, a predicted model, not a curated record